CGCCGUUCGUCAGCGGCGAGUGGCCUCGCGGCGCCGGAUUCGUCGCUCCGCCAGUAGUGCGCCUGCGCGGUCGCUGGGGCUCGUACCUCAGCUUCCCCUCCCCCGACCCCCUCGGGGGCUCCGAGCCCGGCGGGACCAUGUUCACCACCACCGGCUCCAGUGGGCUCUACAAGGCGCCUCUGUCGAAGAGCCUUCUGCUGGUCCCCAGUGCCCUCUCCCUCCUGCUAGCCCUCCUCCUGCCUCACUGCCAGAAGCUCUUUGUGUAUGACCUCCACGCAGUCAAGAACGACUUCCAGAUUUGGAGGUUGAUAUGUGGAAGAAUAAUUUGCCUUGAUUUGAAAGAUACUUUCUGCAGUAGUCUGCUUAUUUAUAAUUUUAGGAUAUUUGAAAGAAGAUAUGGAAGCAGAAAAUUUGCAUCGUUUUUGCUGGGUUCCUGGGUUUUGUCAGCCUUAUUUGACUUUCUCCUCGUCGAAGCUAUGCAGUAUUUCUUUGGCAUCACUGCAGCUAGUAAUUUGCCUUCUGGAUUCCUGGCACCUGUGUUUGCUCUGUUUGUACCAUUUUACUGCUCCAUACCAAGAGUCCAAGUGGCACAAAUUCUGGGCCCGUUGUCCAUCACAAACAAGACAUUGAUUUAUAUAUUGGGACUACAGCUUUUCACCUCUGGUUCCUACAUCUGGAUUGUAGCCGUAAGUGGACUUAUGUCCGGUCUGUGCUACGACAGCAAAAUGUUCCAGGUGCAUCAGGUGCUCUGCAUCCCCAGCUGGAUGGCAAAAUUCUUUUCUUGGACACUUGAACCCAUCUUCUCUUCUUCAGAACCCACCAGCGAAGCCAGAAUUGGGAUGGGAGCCACGCUGGACAUCCAGAGACAGCAGAGAAUGGAGCUGCUGGACCGGCAGCUGAUGUUCUCUCACUUUGCACAAGGGAGGCGACAGAGACAGCAGCAGGUUGGCAAAGGCAGCAAGAUGGGACAGAGGGAGCAGCUGCAGUUCCAGCAAAAGCCUCGCUGGUCUUACGGAGCACAGUGGAGCUGGGAGAGCCCUUCUGAGUUGUCCCAAAAUGGGGACCAGUCCUGUUGGAGCCAACCCUGGGAAGGAGAAAAUGACCCCAAAUUUGGCAGACAAAAGAAUGAAGGAAGGGAAAACAGAAGAGACGAUGCAGAAAUGGGUAAUCCACACUCUGAGAGAUGCACUUCCAUUCUUAAGUCUUCAAGGCCGCUGUCUCAGUCCUCGCUGUGUGGCCCUUACCGUCACCAGCAUUCAGUGCUUAAGAGGCAUGUCACUCAGUCAAGGGAGUGAGGAAGCUGCAAGACAAGGCCUUGGCAUGCUGUUCCUGUGCUGAUGUCCCUGACCUGCAGCUGGGCUGUGGGCUGUGGAAGCCUGUGGUCCCUCCACGCCACGCUCACACCACCACCUCCUUCUCACAGAGCAGCCUUAGCAUUCUCAUUCUCUACCAAAACCAAAACACAGGAAAAGGUUGGGACACCUCUGGUCCUGACGGUCCCUGGAGGAAAAAUUCCCCAUGAGGAGUGAUAGGUCAGUCACGUUUUCAAAACAAACGAGAGCCAGGGCACCGGCCUGUGGCUCAGCCCGCAGUGUGCUUGGUGCCACACGCCCCCCAACAGCUGCCCGGAGUCUCACCCCGCUCUGUGCAGGGGGCCAGGAGGGCAGCAGCGGCACAGACCCACUGGACGCCCUGGUGCAUGGCUGAGCCAUCUGUGUCCCGUGGCUCUCUCCAGAGUCCCUUCCCCUCACCUCCAGGGCCUCCCCAGAUGGAACUGGCUGGGAGCCGUGCUUUGUUGAAACAAAGGAAAAACCUGUCUCUCUUGGGUUUGCAGCUGCUGUUGAAAGCAAUUGAACCUGUUUGUAAAAUUGUACCUAUGUCACAGUAAGAUCAGCUGUGCUAGGUAUGUCAGGCCUCUGAAAAGAAAUGUCAUUAAAGUAAACAAGACUUGGGACACAUGUCUGUCAUAUUGUACACAGUAGAAGCAUCCCUUGCAGGGGCUGUUGGGUUGCAUCCUAAGCUGUGCUGGAGCUUCCCGAUGUCCUCUGUAGAUGUCUUUGUACCUUCUGUCCUCACUGCCAUCCCCAGUCAGUCCCUGGAACACCAAGCUGUGGCCCUGACCCUUUUAGCCCCUGCAUGGAAUGCACAGGCAAGGCCUGUGGCCUUUGGGACUCCAGCCGACUAGAGCAAGACAGAGGAAGAAGAGACGGGGCAGAGGGCAGCCAAUGGUUGGAAACUUCUUUCCCCUAAGCCAAAAGGUUCUCAAAACUGAGCAACAGGAUGUAUUGUGUCUCUUGAUCGUAUUGCCAUGGAAACUGCCUUCUGUUCUGCCUAGAAGAAAUAGUACUGUUUGAAGUAUCUCAUCCAUCAACACUGGUCACUGUGAGAAACCACAAAGGAAAAGUGAAACCGAGAGCUGCAAAACUAGCCUGGGACUUUGUUCAAGUGAUCAUCUCCUUUCCCUCUAGUUUAUUAUUUUUUCCAAUACCUACUGAGACUACUGCGAAGCAGCACAGAUACAAUACACUGUUUGUAUAGCACGACACAAAGGUGAUGAGUGGCACUUCACAUGACAGGGUUAGAUUCAGUCUUCUGAGUUUUCUAAGGUUCAUAUUUUUAAGACUUUACCAAGGAACCAAGGUUUUCAAAUACGCAGCAUGGUUUCUUCUGGGCCUUGCAUUGCCCCAUCUCUUAUCCAAGCAGUGAAUGUGUUGCCAGUUUAUGUGUGUGGUGCUGGUGGUGGGCUUUGUUUGGUUUUCUUUUUUUGGGCUUUGUUUGGUUUUUCCCUGGUUUUGCCACAAAGCUUUUGCUGAGGACAGCAGCCUCUGUGGUGUCUUUUCUCUCUGUAUUGUGCUUACUCUUGUAGUCAUGCACCACAUAACAAUAUGUUUUGGUCAACGACAGAUCGUAUGUAUGACAGUGGUCCCAUAAGAUUAUGAUGCCAUAUUUUUGCUAUGUCUUUUCUAUGUUCAGAUACACAACUACCAUUGUGUUACAGCUGCCUCCAGUAUUCAGCAGUGACUUGCUGUACAGGUUUGUAGCCUGGUCGCCAUAGGCUACACCAAGCAGCCUUGGUGUGUAGUAGGCGAUCCCAUCUAGGUUUCUGUAAGUACACAGCAACAAAGUCACCCAACAGCACAUUUCUCAGAAUGAAGCCCUGUUGUUAAGCGACACGUGACUACAGUUCUAAGUCUAACAAGAUGCCUCUUGUUCAGUCCUGAAGUGCUUCUUGUUUAGUUUUAAUGUACGUUUGUUUUGUUAUCUCAGCCAAACUCUUUUCAGGGCCAUAGGAAAUUAGUCAUUUCUCUGUGUCACAGCCUCCUUAUCUGGCCCCAGGACAGUGCACCGCGCAUAGAAGGCAAAUGAGUGAAACUAAGUGUAAGCAUAUUAUACUUACACCAAAAGCUGCAGCUUCCACAGAGCACAGGGAAUUGCAAAUAACUGUCUUCUAUGAGGAGCUGCCAUUUGUGGUUUCACCACAGUUUCCCAGCAUUGCUUCUUUGUAACUCCUGGUUCUUGUGUUAGAAGAGGAUGCUAUGUCCAUGAAGAAUGUAGAUAUCAAGCAUGUCCUUUGGGAGCCUCCUCGUUUUAACCCCUCUCACCCCUUCCACCCCACCUUCAUUAGUAACCUACCACCUGGGUCUUCAUAUCCCAACUAACUACAGUCUUGGCUAAGAAAACCCCAUACACCUUAACUCAGCAAUAUACCUCACUAUGUCUUUGUCCAUUCAGUUAUCCAUUUUGUGACUGUUUCUUGAGUACUUGCUUAUGCCAGGUUGUACAGGGGGCCAGGUCUACAAACAGGACAAGAUGGAGAAUCACAGCCCCCGUGGAGCUAAUAGGCUGUUGUGAGAUUCAGGUUAGCCUGCAAGUGAAAUGGGAUGUGCUGACAGCUGUCCUGGGGAAGGGACAGUGAGGCGUGAGAGCACGCAGAGGAGUACGGGGUGGUGAGAGCAGGCUCCCCAGUGGGAGUAGAGAAUGUGUGGGCAGGGUGGUGAGAAAGUGACUCCAGUGGCAGACAGGAGUCUGGUAAGCCCAGGUAAGAAAUUUCCGUCAGAUUCUGAAAGCAACAGGGAUGCAUUGAGUAGCAUCAAAGGGGAGGAUGUCUGUAGUCAUCCGAAAAGGCCCUUAAUGUACUCUCCCUUUCUUUUCUAACUGUGUAUCUAUGUGGCUGGAUUUGCUUCAUGUACUUCAAAAGCCAGAGUAACAUAGAACAGAAUUGAAUGCAGAAGCAGAUGGGAGAAUCCAGCAACCUUCUAGUAAGUCAGACAUUAAAGAGAUUUGCAAAAAUGGAAAACAGUGCCACUCUUCUCAGUAAUUCUGUUUGGGAAAACAUGGUUAUUUUUUAUUUCAAAAAUCUAUAUUUAUGUUAGCAAGUAAUAGGCUUGUGAUUGUUAAUGAGUUAUUAAAUAUUUUUAAAUUAAUAAAAGGGCAAUGAGGAGCCAGCGAAGGGUUUCUAUGUAGAGGAGGGGCUUGACGAGAUUUGUAUCUUAGGAACUAACUCUGGAGCCACCCCGGCUAUGGACUGUGGUCUCACACGGGGCAGUGAGAGUGAGGGUGGAGACAGAGGCGGAGGAGUUCCAGUGGACAGAGCCUGGAGAUCUGGUUUAUGCAGUGGAUGGAUGUGGAUGUCAUGCCCUAAGACAGGGGACACAGCAAGAGAUAUGGGGUUGGAGAUGAGUUUGUUUGGGAUGUGUUCUAUCUUAGGUGUCUCCUUAACAUUUAGAUGAAAUUGUGUCCAGGAGACAGUGGGUUACAUGGCUCUGAGACACGGUGUUUGGGUUGGAGGUUCGAGUUUGGGAGUCUCUACCCAGUGAAGCCCUAGGAAUGGAUGGGCACCUAGAACACGGAAGAAGGAGAGAAACACUCCCCACAUGGAACCUUCAAGAACACCCGUGUCUGAAGGACAGGAGUGGGAGGAGGAGAAUCUGAGGACACUGAGAAGGCAUAGCCAGAGGGCUAGAAAGAAAGCGGGAUGCCACAAAGCCCAGGGAAGAGAACGUCGAGGAAGAGUGGUCAGUAAGACCUGGUGCUGCCAGAGGGCAGGUCAGAGAGCGCUCAGGAGGAUCCACUGGAUCUAACAAAGGGUGCUUUGAUAACCUGGAAGAAAAAGGAAAAACUGUUUCAUUAUUAAAAUACCAGACUGUGAGCUUCUAAAAGGCAAGGAGGUUGUCUUAAUUCUCUUUCUACUUUAGUUGCUGAAAGUAUCACCAGGUACAUUAGUAGAUGUGAUAAUUUUGUGAUUUUACAUUAACUCAUUCAAGUAAAACGAUCUAGUCUUUUUCUGCCCUUGAUCUCCGUGGUAGGUCAUCCCCUUUGUCAGAGGCUCCUGUUAAAUCAACCUGUUUCUUGAAUGUGUAGGUAUUUCCUUAUGGCCUCGGUAAAGCUUCCCAGCCACUGUGCCAUGGUCAUAGAUGGGCUGAGAUACCGGUCCCCUCCCCCCUUGGGGGCAACUGGAAAGGGCCUAAAGACACUGGGCCAGCUGUAAACAGUUUCGGCUUUUCCUGUGGGCCAUGCAAAUGUGUCUUUUUCUGUGUGUGCCAUGAGGUGGAAAACAUUUGAAAGCCUUGGUCCAUAGCACACUGAGUAAGUCCUUGUGUGGGCCCUGCCUCACCUCCUGUGUGCCCAAGCACAGCACCCCUAAACAGUCACAUCGCCCUUUGCUGCCUACCCCAUGGUCUCCCCCAGAACCUUCCCUGCAUGGUGGCCUGCAGGGGGCCACCAAUUGUAGACUGGAGGUGCCCCUGCUGCAUGCUUCACACUUCAAAACCUGGCAUGCUGAUAAAGGCUUUCUGAGCACCAAAGACUAAGAAGAAAGGGUGCAUUUGUUUCCAGUGGCCAACAGUCUUAAAAUAAGAUGAAGAUGCUUUUGGAAGUCAUUUUGGCUUUUCUAAAACAUCACAUUCAUAAUGCCCCCUCUGUAAUUGUUCUCCAUUUUACUCUUUUAUGGGGCACCAACUUGUACGAGGAGUCAGCUCAGGCUGCACUGAGCUGAGAGUGGUACUGGCCACCUGGGAAAUAUGUUCAGGUCUUCCAUCCAUCGCAGCCCUCCAGGAUCCUAUAGUCUAGUCGGGAAGACGAGAAACAAUACUGUAUAAAGUAUAAGGCCAAGUAGUAAGGAUGAGAAUAAUCAUAGCUAAGCUGCAAUAAGCUUGUAGAUGGCUUUACGUUCUAUUUUAAAUGUUUCACAUGAAUUAACUCUUUUGAUUCUCAUACUCUCCAUGUGAGGUGGGUGCAGUUAUUAUUACCACUUUACAGGUGAGAAAACCAAGGGUCAUGGAAGUGUUUGAAAAGGUGUUACAACAAGAGGCAGAGCUGGGAUUUGAGCCCAGGUGUUCUGGCUCUAGAGACUGUUCUUAUUCAGCUUCCUCUACCUUUUUGUCCCUCUGCCGUUAUUCCUUAGCAUUGCUUUGCUCCUUGAAGGCAGUAUAAACCCACUUAGGCCCCUUUCUUUGAACACCUUGGGGAAAAUGCCUUGCUUGCUCUCUUCUCCGUCGUUGAAAUCAUUCUCUUUUAAUAUUCAGCCCCAGCCCCAUCCUCUUGGAAGUCUUACCCCUGUGCUUUGGCCGCAGUGGGUUGAUGUCCACUCUGAGCUUUUCUAGUCCUUUUAAUUUAGGCCUCCCAUCUUAAUUAUAUAUCAUCUUGCAUUGUUCUGGCUUUUCCAUUUCUGGGUAUCUUGCCUUCCCCCGAGGAGAUGGUGCGCUCCUUGGGAGCAAGGACGAGACUGCGUGCCUGGCUCACACUCUCCUGUGGACGCUCGAGUGCCCGAGGUCAGCCACCCGUGAGCUCUUCUGGCUUCUCUGAUGUAGACACUGCCUGACCAUCCCAUCCAGAAACCUUUCAAUGCCUGUAGAACAUAGAUUUCUGUUCCAUGGAACUUCUGCUUAAUAAAAUGUCAGAAACUUUUACUGCUCCUCAGCUGGGAAACCACAUGUAUGUAUGUAUUAAUAUAUACUAUUCAUUCAUACAUGUAUAUAUACUCAAGAAUUUUUACUUCAUUUGAAAUCUUCUUACAAACUAAUAACAAGUAUUUCAUAAAACGCCUGUUCAAACUGCAAGCUGUUUCCUUCUUCAUUUUUAAAAUAUGUGGUUAUUGCUUUUGAAGAAGACAAAGUGAAGGAAACAUUUCCUGUUUAUAGAGGCUCAUAUUUAACCCUACGUAAAGAGCAGAUUCAUGUCAAAACAUCCUAGAACCUAGAGCUGUAACUUUCUGCUUUUUAAGCACUUUUCUACUAUCACAGGAGUAGAGGGAUUGGGGUUUUGUUUGCUUUGCCUACUCUUUGAUUCUCUCACUCUCUUGUAAGAAAUGAAAUGGAACUCAAAGCCCAUUCCCCUUCCACUAUCCUGAAGUGGGUGUGUUGUGUGCCUUUGCAUGUUUUUGUAUCUUUACUACAUAAGUACUUACCAGGGUUUCUCAACCUAGACACCGUUGACAUUUUGAUCCAGACCAUUCUUUGUUAUAGGGGCUGCCCUGUACGUUGUAGGAUGUUUAGCAACAUCCCUGAUCUCUACGUACUAAAUGCCAACAGCACCACCAUCCUGUCCCCGCUCUCCUCCUUCACUUAACAACCAAAACUGUGAGCAGACAUUGCCAAAUAUCUCCUGGGUUGGGGGUAGGAGAACAGAGUCACCAUUAUCAUAUAUCCAUCUAAAAAAGUUAAAAUAGACCGGACGCAAUGGUGCACAGCUGUAGUCUCAGCUACUCAGGAGGCUGAGAUGGAAGAUUGCUUGGGUCCAGGAGUUCAGGACUGCAGUGCGCCAUGAUUGUGCCUAUGAAUAGCCACUGCUCUCCAGUCUGGACAAUGUAGCAAGACCCUCAUCCCCAAAAAAAGUUAAAAUAGUAUAUAUACUCUUGUUCUGAGUAUUUUUUAAUUUAUGUAAAUAGUAUUACAUUUUAUUUAUAUUAUUUACAUAAACUACAUACAAUUUAUGUAAAUGGUAUAUGUAUAUAUUAUAUAUGCAUAUUCUUGUACAACUUUAUUUGUUCAUUAAACAUUGUAUAUUUGAGAUUUACCCAUGUAAAUCUAGUUCAUUUAUUCUAGCUGCUUUUAUAAUGGUCCUUUAUAUAAUAGAACCACUUAUUAAUUUAUUUCCCUCCUUAGGAACAACUGAAUUUUUUCCAUUUUCUUACUUAAUAUUAUAACCAGUGCUUCACAGAAGAUCCUCAUACAUGACCCCGUCAGUAUUCACAGCUCCCUGGAGGUGAAGUUGCCAGGUCAUAGACUAGAAUAGUUUCACUAGAUCUUGACAUGUUGCUCUCCAAAAGGCUUGUGUCAGUUUGUACUCUCAUCAGCAACUUACCAGAGUUACCAUUUCUUUCACGUCAUUGCCACACUCAGUAUUAUUGGGCUGUGUAUUUUUGCAAGUCUUGUGGGUAUAAAAUAACUUGUUUUCAUUUGCCUUUCCCUAACACUAGUGAGAUUGAAUAGCUUUUCAUAACUUGGGAUUUCCCCUUCUGUAAAUGGACUAUUCAUAUACAUUAUCUGCUUUUCUCUUGAGUCACUUACUUUUUUCUCGUUGAUUUAUAAGUGUUGUCUUAUAAGUUCGUAAGUGUCAUCGAUUUAUUAAGUCUCAUUGAUUUGUAACUUUUGAAUUUUGAGCAUAUAGCAGUUAUAUGUUGUAAACAUUUUCUCUCAAUCUGUAGUUUGUCUUAUUUAAUUCAAACUUUUAAUACAAAAGUUCUUACAGGUAAAGUAAUUUUUAACCACUUUUUUCGUUGUGAUUUAUGCUUCCUAUUUCUGUUUUAGAUAUCCUUUCCUAUCCUAAUGACAUGAAAAUAAUCUCCUGUUUCUUCAAAAAAAUUUUCACAGUUUGGCUUUCCACAUUUAAAUCUUUAAUCUUAGUGUUUAUUUUUGUGGGUGGUGUGAAGUAAAGGUCUAGUUUUAUCUUCUCCCUAUCUAUAGACAUUUGUCCCAGGACUGUAUUCAGUGCGGACUCAUAACCAAGUGCCCAUGUUUACUGUUGAUUCCUAGACUCUGUCUUCUGUUUGGACUUUUUGCCUAACUUACACUAAUACCACAUGACUUUAAUUACUGCAGUCUAAUACUAAGUCCUAAUAACUGGUAGAGAAAUCCUUUCUUAUACUUCUUUAAAAUAGUCAUGCCUAGUUUUGAGCUUUAACUUCAAGUAGUCUAGUCCCACCAAAAUAUACACAUGUGCAUACUUUUGAAUUUUGAGUAUAUAACAGUUAGGGAGUAGGAAUAAUAAUAGGAAUCUGACUCCAAAUGACAGAUAACACAAAACAGCAGAAACUCAACCAAGGUAGUUUAUUUCUGUCUUGUAUAGAAGUCCAGCAGCAGUGGGCAGCCCACGCCAGCAGGGCAGCGUCCUGAAGGUAUCAGUCCCCGGCUCUUUGCUGCUGCUGUAUCCUCAGCACAGGGCUUCCACCUGAUCCCCUAAGAAGGGCGAGCCCCUGCCUCUGAGGAUCUUCCUGGUCGGCCCAUAUUCCCUUUCUGCUGACAUACCAAUGUCAGAACCUAGUCAACGUGGCGGGAUACUGAGAAAGGUAGCAAGUCACACAUAUAUACACACCCAAGAAAACCAAAACUGGUUUUUCCAAGGGGGGAAAAUGGAUAUUGGAAAUGAACCAGCAGUCAGCUAUACUGGAGUUGGCAGUGUCUGGAUAGAUUAUAGGGUUACAUGUUACCAGACUCAAUUCAGGAACAUGCUGAAUCUUUCCAUUUACUUAGAGAUCUUGCAGAUCUUUUGGUUGAUUUUAUUCUUAACUACCUUAUAUUUUUAUUAAUAGUAAUUUUUUGUACUUACAUUCUCUAAAUGAUUUCAAUAGAGGAAUGUUACUUUUUAAUCAUACUCUCUUGUUAGUUCUCAUGCUUUGAGAGACAUUUGUAAACACUCUUGGAUUUUCUAGGUAGAUAGUCAUCAUUUGAAUAAUGAGUUUUGUUUCUCUUUUUCUGUCUUUACGUGAGAUUUUUGUUUGGGUUUGGUUUUGUUCUCAUUAUGCUGUGACUUGUGCUGAAUGCAAGAAUUGGCAAUAGGCAUUUUUGUCUUCAUGAAUGGGUACUGAAUUUUGUCAAAUUGUUUUCAUAUCUAUUGAGAUGAGCGUUUGAUUUUUCUCCUUCAAACUGUUAAUGUGUGGAUUAUGUUGCUAGUUUUUCUAAGAUUUUUUAGAUAAAUCCUAAUAUAGUACAUCGUACUAGAUAAGAGAAUUAUUUUUUAAACAUUGUUGGAUUGAAUUUGCUGAUAUUUUAUUUAGGACUAUUAUAUCUACCCAAGAAAAAUAAACUAUAUAUUGUAUAAUUUUUCUUGCUCAUAAUGGCCUUGUCUAGUUUUGGAAACAAUGUUAUGCUAGUCUCAAAAAAUUAGGUAGGAAACUCUCCUUCCUUUUCUGUACUCUAGAGCAGUUUAUAUAAGAUAAGGAGUCAUUAAAGGUUUCAUACACUUCACCUGUAGGUUUUUGGUGGGUAGAUUUUUAAGUACUGUUUCAAUUACAUUAAAGUAUGACAUGUAUCCAGAAAAGUACAUGCUAUAUAAUAAUAAUCAUACAAAUGUACUUUUUGUGUUUAUUUUGUUCAACAUCAUUUGAGGGAUUCAGCCAUAUUGUUGCAUGUCAUUAUAGUUCAUUCAUUCAAACUGCUUUAUUAGAUUACAGUAGGUGAAUAUGCCAUAACUUACCCAUACUAUAGUUGAUGGGCAUUUGGGUAGUUCCCAUCUUUGAUUGUUAUAAAUAAUGCUGCUGAGAACAUUCUAGUCCAUGUCUUUUGAUGAACAUGUGUUUGAAUUUCUUUUAUUCAGGAGUGGAAUUGCUGAGUCUCACUAUGGCUCAGCUUAAGUAGAUGGUCCUGAACAAUUUUCAAAGAUAAUUACCAAUGUCUGUUUUCUCUAGAAUAAGUUUUAAUAAGUUAUGCUUUUCUAGAAAGUUGUCUUUCAUCAAAGUUAUUGGUAUGAAUAAAGUAUUCUUGUGAUUUUAAAACAAUCUGCCAUCAUAUCCCUUGUAUUAUUCUUAAUACUGUUUCUUUGUGCUCCUUCCUUUGUCUUUUCAUCAAGCUUGCCAGGUUUGCCUAUUUUAUUUGACUUUGUAACAGCCAGCAGUAGGUUUUAGUGACUCCUUCUGUUUUUUUGUUUUCCAUUUUACUGGCAUUUGCUCUCAACUUUCUACUUUCUUCUUUCUCAUUUCUUUAGAUUAUUGUUACUUUCUCUAACUUCUUAAAUUGGGUAUACUUAACCCUUUAAUUUUCAGUUUUCUUUUUUUAAUUUAAGCUCAAUAUUUUAAAAUUACAUCAACCACUUUAUUACAUCCCAUGAACUUUGAUAGGUGGGUAAUAGUUUUAUUCAUUCUUAGAUAUCUUCUAAUUUCCAUUAUGAGGAUUUUUUUGGUUUCCAAAUUUGUGAGGUUUUUUGUUUUAGUUAUUAUUUUGAUACUGAUUUCUAGUUUAAUUGCAUUAUGGUGAGAAUAUAAUCUGUGUAAUGUUUAUGAUUCGGUAUUUGUGAAUAUUUCAUAUAGGAUCUAGUACACAAUUACUUUGUAAAUACUUUAAAUGUAAUGGAAAAGAAUGUAUAUUCUCUAAACAUUAAAUGCAAGGUAUAUAUGUCCAUUCAGAAAUAAACUUGUUAUUUAUUUUUACAUUAUU
This is a messenger RNA of Symphalangus syndactylus (siamang), 11588 nucleotides long. RefSeq names its product UBA domain containing 2 (gene UBAC2). Gene Ontology annotation, molecular function: serine-type endopeptidase activity; protein binding. The record is from RefSeq and is a predicted model, not a curated record. Lineage: Eukaryota; Metazoa; Chordata; Mammalia; Primates; Hylobatidae.